AUCUUCAACUUCUUCCUCUGAUAGCGGGGCAAAAAAUAACUGGGUAUCGAUAAGGAAGCAGUGCCCCGCCAAAGAAAAAACAGAAGUUUAGAACGAGGGGCAGCAAGCGCAGGGGCCACAUUGGAAAGCCCUAAUCCGCUAAAUCUUCGGCUCUUCAGCUUUCAACUCUUUCUCUUUCGCCUGACUUUUGUUACGAGCCAAAAAAUUGCGACUAGCCCCUCCACGAUUUCGAAAAAGUUGGGAUUCCCCACGAUAUCACUACGACAUCGCCCAUAUCCUAUAUCCCAGACCGCAUUAGCCACGAUGAGUGGAUUAAGAAACGGUUCGGCGCCUGUGCGCUCCAUGGAGGAUGACAGCGACGUUGAGGAGGAGGCCCUUGUGGCAGACUACCGCGAGCAGGUACAAUAUGAAGAUGGUAUGGAAGAGUUGGAGCAGGUGAACUCCUUGACGAUGGCUCAGCAGACCGACGACAUACAGUCCAGACUCGUUGCCGCUGCUCAACCUCUAGAUUUCUCUGCUCCUCUCGAAGUCAAGUUCCAGAGCUACGAUUCCUACUGCAACCUGUUCCACUUUAUCCUCAACUCCGAUGGCCCUGUCGAUCUGGAGCCUCCCUCGCACUACUGGGCUUGGGAUGUUAUCGACGAGUUCAUUUAUCAGUUCAACUCUUUCUCCUCUUACCGCCUAAGAAUCGCGAGGCAAGCGAGAGAUAACGAAGAAGAGCGACAGAUUCUACGCGAGAACCCCAACACUUGGGGCUGCUACAGCGUUCUAAAUGUGCUGUACUCCCUAAUCCAGCGAUCUCAGAUCACCGAGCAGUUGGCCGCCAUGAAGCGCAACGAAGACCCCGCAGCCGUUGCUGGAGAGUACGGCUCCAAGACGCUGUACCGCAUGCUCGGUUAUUUCUCUAUUAUUGGGCUGCUGCGCGUCCACUGCCUUCUCGGCGACUUCAGUCUCGCGCUUAAGACGCUCGACGACAUUGAGCUGAACAAGAAGGCCAUGUUCGCGCGCGUUAUGGCCGCCCACUUUACCACCUACUACUACGUAGGUUUCUCUUACAUGAUGAUGCACCGAUACGCCGAUGCCAUCCGCAUGUUCAGCCACAUUCUUGUCUACGUGUCGCGUACCAAGAACUUCCAGAAGAACGCCCAGUACGAUUCUAUCACCAAGAAGAAUGACCAGAUGUACGCUUUGAUCGCCAUCUGCGUGGCUUUCCAGCCAACCCGUCUAGACGAUACCAUUCACACCGCUCUAAGGGAGAAGUACGGAGACCAGCUACUUAAGCUGCAACGUGGCGGCCCAGAGUCGCUACCUAUUUUCGAGGAGUUGUUCAAGGCUGCCUGCCCCAAGUUCAUCUCGCCGGUUCCCCCUGACUUCGAGAACCCCGAGGCCAACGUGGACCCUAUCGACCACCACCUCUCCAUCUUCAUGGACGAAGUCAAGACAAACAUGUGGAACCCUACCGUCAAGUCCUACCUCCGCCUUUACACAACCAUGGAUCUUAAGAAGCUCGCUGGUUUCUUAGAGGUGCAACCAGAGGAAUUACGGUCUUGGCUCCUCGUCAACAAGCAGCGCACGAAGCAACUACGGUGGACGGACCACGCCUUACUUGAAGGUGAAUGGGUCAACGUCAGUGAUUUGGACUACGCCAUGCAAGGAGUAUGUAUUUGCCCUUUUGAUACAAGUCAAGCUUCGUGUGCGACUAUCAAGCUUUAAUGUACGACAGUGCUAACGGACACUCGCAGGACCUCAUUCACAUCUCAGAGGCUAAGGUAGGACGCAAGCUGGUAGACUGGUACCUCCGCAACCUAUCACGGAUGUACAGCUAAGUACAUCGAGGAGACUUCACUUAAUAGAAAGUUUCAUCUCUUCGGCAGGGUGCAGCAAGAAGGGAAAUAUUGAGAGGGCGAGGCUCGCGGGUUUUCGUA
Messenger RNA from Annulohypoxylon truncatum, 1925 nucleotides. Its product is annotated as eukaryotic translation initiation factor 3 subunit. Lineage: Eukaryota; Fungi; Ascomycota; Sordariomycetes; Xylariales; Hypoxylaceae. Gene Ontology annotation, molecular function: translation initiation factor activity. The transcript has 2 exons. Gene Ontology annotation, cellular component: eukaryotic translation initiation factor 3 complex; cytoplasm. The coding region runs from base 304 to 1713 and encodes 469 amino acids. Gene Ontology annotation, biological process: translational initiation. The record is from RefSeq and is a predicted model, not a curated record.